UUGACUCUUGUUAGCUACCCGCUUGAUUCGAAUCGGUUCGAAUCGGUUCGAACCGAUUCGAGUCGAUUCGAACCGAUUCGAACCGAUUCGAGUCGAUUCGAACCGAUUCGAACCGAUUCGAACCGAUUCGAACCGAUUCGAACCGAUUCGAAAAAAUUUUUGUUAGCUACCCGCUUGACUCUUGUUAGCUACCCGCUUGAUUCGAUCCGAUUCGAGUCGAUUCGAGUCGAUUCGAGUCGAUUCGAACCGAUUCGAGUCGAUUCGAACCGAUUCGAACCGAUUCGAGUCGAUUCGAACCGAUUCGAACCGAUUCGAACCGAUUCGAACCGAUUCGAACCGAUUCGAAAAAAUUUUUGUUAGCUACCCGCUUGACUCUUGUUAGCUACCCGCUUGAUUCGAUCCGAUUCGAGUCGAUUCGAGUCGAUUCGAACCGAUUCGAGUCGAUUCGAACCGAUUCGAACCGAUUCGAGUCGAUUCGAACCGAUUCGAACCGAUUCGAACCGAUUCGAACCGAUUCGAACCGAUUCGAAAAAAUUUUUGUUAGCUACCCGCUUGACUCUUGUUAGCUACCCGCUUGAUUCGAUCCGAUUCGAGUCGAUUCGAGUCGAUUCGAGUCGAUUCGAGUCGAUUCGAGCCGAUUCGAGCCGAUUCGAGUCGAUUCGAGCCGAUUCGAAUCGAUUCGAAUCGAUUCGAAUCGAUUCGAAUCGAUACGAGGCAUUUUUUUAA
Caenorhabditis angaria is the source of this 726-nucleotide messenger RNA. NCBI's taxonomy places the organism in Eukaryota, Metazoa, Nematoda, Chromadorea, Rhabditida, Rhabditidae. The record is from the annotation of a GenBank genome assembly.